Molecule: messenger RNA, 384 nt
Organism: Knipowitschia caucasica
Lineage: Eukaryota; Metazoa; Chordata; Actinopteri; Gobiiformes; Gobiidae
Source: the annotation of a GenBank genome assembly
AUGGCUGAUGAAUGUAUGGAGGAAGAGUUUUCAAUGCCUGCAAAGCCCAAACCGCAGCGGGACCCUCUGCUGGAGCUGGUGUCUCUGCAGAAGGCUUCGGGCUGCUGGGAGUUAGAGCCAGAACUGGCCAAAACCCUGAGCCAGACGAGCCAAGACCUCCAGGACAAACGACCUUCAAUGGCAAACAAAGAGGUGUGGGCCACAAUUGUGGCUCUGGUCUGGCUUCAUGGUCUGAAAGCUGAUGCCAAGGACGAGUGGGAGCUGCUGGUCAUGAAAGCCGCCACAUGGCUGCGCUCACAGAAUGCUGCAGGCCUGUCCGAGUGUGUGGAAGCUGCCAAUGCUCUUCUGGGUUGCAGUGUUCAGAAAGAUGCCCUGGGACUCUAA